CAUUAAUUAACUAUCAUGAUCACUUCAAGAAGUAUCGUUAAAUUGACUUCCAAAUCAUUGAACCAAGGAUUACAUUUUCAAAAAUGUCAAGCUCAUGUUGGAUGGAUCGGACUGGGUUUCAUGGGUACUCCUAUGGCUAACCAUCUUAUCAACAAGUGUAACUCUCUGGUUGUUUACGACAUCAAUUCAGCAGCUGUUGAGCAAUUCAAGGCUAAAGAAUGUGAUCGAGUGUUCACAAUGGUUCCUGCUGAUCCUUAUGUGAUCGAAGUUUUCUCAGGAUCAAAUGGAUUACUCACUAAAGCUAAGAAAGGAACCAUCUUGAUGGACUGUUCAACUGUUCACCCAAAUACAUCCAAAAAGCUACUACAAUUGAGCAAUGAUGCUGGAGUUGAUUUCUUAGAUACUCCUGUUGCUGGUGCCGUUCCUGCUGCCAAUGCUGGUACUCUAACCUUUAUGUGUGGUGGUAAAGCCCAUUUGGUUAAAAAAGUUGAAUCCUUAUUACUCUGUAUGGGACGUAGAGUUAUCCAUUGUGGUGACACUGGUGCCGGUUCAGCUGCAAAAAUUUGCAACAAUAUGAUGCUUGCCAUAUCAAUGAUUGGAACUAGUGAAACCCUUGCUUUAGCUCAAGGCCUUGGUAUAGAUCUCAAAAUGAUGACCGAAAUUCUCAACAUCAGUUCUGGUCGUACCUGGUGCUCUGAUACCUACAAUCCUGUUCCUGGUAUAAUGGAAAAUGUGCCAUCUGCUAGAGAUUAUAAGCCUGGCUUCAAAGUUGAACUAAUUGCUAAAGAUUUAGGUAUUUCUCAGUCUUGUGCUAGUUUAACUGAUGCCCCUACUCCUAUGGGAGCUUUGGCUCUAUCGAUCUACAAAGCAAUGACCAACAAUGGUCAUGGAGAGAGAUAUUUUUCUUAUGCUUACCAAUUCCUAUUGAAAAAAGUUGCUGGUGGAGUUAGGAAAAGUUAA
Messenger RNA from Tetranychus urticae (two-spotted spider mite), 960 nucleotides. NCBI's taxonomy places the organism in Eukaryota, Metazoa, Arthropoda, Arachnida, Trombidiformes, Tetranychidae. The record is from RefSeq and is a predicted model, not a curated record.